Mya arenaria is the source of this 3336-nucleotide messenger RNA. RefSeq lists its product as uncharacterized. Gene Ontology annotation, molecular function: protein binding; zinc ion binding. The record is from RefSeq and is a predicted model, not a curated record. The transcript is spliced from 5 exons. The annotation marks the transcript as partial. NCBI's taxonomy places the organism in Eukaryota, Metazoa, Mollusca, Bivalvia, Myida, Myidae.
GGCUCAGAACUUUUGUGUAAACUGUUCAAAGUACUACUGCGCUCUCGGUGUGAGUCCAAACAUGGCGGCCUGUUUAAGAGGCACAAAGUGCUUGAUCGGAAGGACGUGAAGAAAUGGGUGGUGCCUGGGACGGUCGUGGACGAUCUGGAAAGAUGCGAGUACCAUCCCGGGAAAAAGGUGGAACUGUUCUGCGGAGACCACCAAAAGCUAUGUUGUCAUAUAUGCGUCUCCGUUGUUCACAGACAAUGUUCGGUGAUACAACAUAUACCAGACGUAGCAAGAGGUAUUGAUGACAAACCAAAAUUCAAACGGCUUCCACAACAAAUCGCCGACAUCCAAUCACAAAUCAAGAAGCUACAGGGGUCCCGCGAGGAAAAUCAACAAUGCAUACGGGACUCCCGUGCACAAAUCCUAUUCGAGAUCAGAGCUUUGCGAAGAAAGAUCGACAAAACCCUUGAUCAAUUGGAGCAAAACACAAUCAAAGAGUUGGACGUUAUGGUAGCAACAUUUGAGGAGCAAAUGAAGAAAGACAUUGAACAGUCAGCACAGUUGAGCAAGGACAUAAAAUCACUUGCAGAUAGCAUGGCGAAGACUAAGACGAACAAUUCCUUGGCCUAUAUUGGAUAUUUUCGAUGCCAGAAAUUAAUUACAGAAACCAAAGCUAUUCUCGAAGACAACACAAGCAAACAAGAAGUAGAGUUGGCGUUUGUGCAAAGUACUGGGCUAAACGACCUUAUUGAUUCUUUAAUGUCUUUGGAACGGUUUGGAGAUAUUACUAAUAUGUCUCAUGUUUUCAAGGUUGAGAAUGUGAAACAAUUCAAUGCGGCACUAAAAACUGACAAAGAAAUUUCAACUAUAACUGGAAUAUGUGAACUAAUAAGUGGAGAGCUCGUCCUCGUCGACAAUUACAAUUGCCGUUUAAAGCUCCUGAACCAGUCCUACCAGGUCGUCGAUCACUGUGACGUUCCAACUCAUCCACGAGAUGCAUGCCAUAUUGCGGGUAAUGAGCUAGCGGUUGCUGUCAACUGUAAUGAUGAGAAUAGACAUGAAGUUCGAUUCUUCAACGUUAAGGAUUCAGAGCUACAACAGACAAGAAAGUUAACGUUCAGUCACAUAGUAUCCAAAAUAGCUCAUCAUUCAGGGCGUCUGUAUAUCACAUCUGACACUGCGCUUUACUCUUACGACAAGGCAGGUAAUGACCGGAGAAAGUUGUUUGAGGACGAGUCGGAUGCAUACACCGUUUACGAUUGUGCUGUAAGCUCUGAUGGCAGUAAAAUUUACAUAGCAAAUUACUCCAACGACCAACUUCUUACCUUGGAUAGGGCAGGAAAUAAACUAGCAACGAUCAGCGAUCCCGAUAUGAAAGGUCAACGCGAAAUACACGUGUCACCUCUAGGUCACGUUUUUGUCUGCUCGUAUAGCUCAAACACCGUACUUCAAGUGGACAGGGAAGGAAAGAGGAAGCUGGCUACACUGGCUACACAGGCUGAUGGAUUGGUGAAACCACAAUCACUGUGUUACAGAAGCCCUAUAUCAAGUCUUGUUGUAGGACAAGCUGAAAAUAACAACAUUGUUGUGUUGAAGGUCUCAAAAGGCGGACUUAACUCUGAGGCUCAGUACUUUUGUGUAGACUGUUCAAAGUACUACUGCUCGCGGUGCGAGUCCAAACAUUGCGGUCUGUUUAAGCGGCACAAAUUACUCGACCGGCAGGACGUAAACAAAUGGGCGGUGGUGCCUGGGACAGUCGAGGACGAUAUUGAAAGAUGCGAGCACCAUCCCGGGAAAAAAGUGGAGCUAUUCUGCGGGGACCACCGAGAGCUGUGUUGCCAAAUAUGCGUCUCCGUUGUUCACAGACAAUGUUCGGUGAUACAACAUAUACCAGACGUAGCGAAUGGUUUUUAUGACAAACCAGAAUUCAAACGGCUUUCACAACAAAUCGCAGACAUCCAAUCAAAAAUCAAGAAGCUGCGAGAGUCCCGCAAGAAAACGCAACAAUGCAUACGGGACUCCCGUGCACACAUCCUUUCAGAGAUCAGAGCUUUGCGAAGAAUGUUCGACCAAGUUCUUGAUCAAUUGGAGGAAGACACAAUCAAUGAGUUAGACGUUAGGGUAGCAACAUUUCAGGAGCAAAUAAAGAAAGACAUUGAUCUGUCCGAACAGAUGAACAAAGACAUUAAAUCUCUUGCAGAUAACAUGAGGAAGAAUAAAACAAACGAUUCCUUGGUCUGCGUAGGAUAUUCAAGAUGCCAGAAAUUAGUUACACAAACUAAUGAUUUCAUCAGAGAUACCGCAACCAAACACGAAGUGGAGUUGGCGUUUGUGCUUAAUACAAAGCUGUAUGACCUUCUUGAUUCUUUAAUGUCUGUGGAACGGUUUGGAAAAAUAAUUAAUACAUCCCAUGUUUUCAAAGUUGAAAAUGCGACACAAUUCAAUGCAGCACUUAGAAUUGACAAAGAAAACCCAUUCAUAAGUGGAAUAUGUGAGCUACUAAGUGGAGAGCUCGUUCUCGUUGACAAUUACAAUAGCCGUAUAAAGCUCCUAAACCGUUCCUAUCAGAUUGUCGAUCACUGCGACGUUCCAACUCAUCCACUAGAUGUAUGUCACAUUGCGGGCAAUGAGCUGGCGGUUUCCGUCAACUCUGAUAAAAAGAACAGACAUGAAGUUCGCUUCUUCAACGUUAUGAAUUUGAAGUUACAACAGACAAGAAAGUUAACGUUCAAUCAUACAAUACGACAAAUAGUUCAUUAUUCAGGGCGUCUGUUUAUCACAUCUGACACUGCACUUUACACUUACGACAAGGUUGGCCAAAAUGGGGGAACGCUGUUUGAGGACAAAGCGGAUAAGCUCAGUGUUUACACUUGUGCUGUAAGCUCUGAUGGCAGUAAAAUCUACGUCGCAAAUGUCUCCAAAGACCAACUUCUUACCUUGGAUAGAGAAGGAAAUAAACUAGCAACGCUCAGCGAUCCCGAUAUGAAAGGUCCACGCGCAAUACACGUGUCACCUCUAGGUCACGUUUUUGUCUGCUCUUAUAUCUCAAACACCGUACUACAAGUGGACAGGGAAGGAAAGAGGAAGCUGGCUACACUGGCUACACAGGCUGAUGGAUUGGUGAAACCACAAUCACUGUGUUACAGAAGCCAUACAUCAAGUCUUGUUGUAGGACAAGAUGAAAAUAACAACAUUGUUGUGUUGAAGGUGAAAUAAUGAAUUAUAAAAACGCUCAUCAGAAGACUUGUACACUCGAUAAAAAGCCUACUUCUUUAAAAAUUAGAUUUUGCGUGAAUGUGAGAACUUGUUAAUAAUAAUGUAUGUUAGUUUAUAUUAAGAAUGUAUGAG